Molecule: messenger RNA, 894 nt
Organism: Colletotrichum acutatum
Lineage: Eukaryota; Fungi; Ascomycota; Sordariomycetes; Glomerellales; Glomerellaceae
Exons: 2
Coding region: 151-798 (215 amino acids)
Source: RefSeq, a predicted model, not a curated record
AGUUGCAGAUAACAAGUGUUCCGUGUCAUGUCAUGUCGACGACUGUAUAAGGUAGUAUCUUGCCGAACCGUGGGUCGCAUGAUGAUAGACACAAGCCAUGGGAAGCAUAUUGAUUAAACGUGUCUGGUCAAGCCAUGUUACCGGGCGAGAAUGUGCACCUUAUUCGUGCCGUUGUGCCGCAUCACACGUGUCUACCUUACUUCACUACCUUAUUUCUUGGACCUGCCUUGCCUUGCCUUGCCUAAGCCAAAGUGCCCUUUCUCAAUAUCCUACGAAACUCCUUUUACGGCAUUGAUACGUUCCUUUCGGUCCUGCCUCGCCUUCUUCACAUGUACCCUCGUCCAUGUCCUGUCGGCGAUCGAUUGUCGAAGAAGGUCCCGGUCAUGGAAGGAGGAGCAAGAGACGGGGCAUUCUGAGCUUAUGCCUGCCUCACCUUUCCAAAAAAUCAGGUACAGGAACGGGCAGGCGAUGCUAACACCGAGUGGGGCCGGACCCCACGAGUCUGAAGAAUGGAGAGGAAGGACCAGGCACGGUCACUCAGCACCGGGAAAGAGCCGUCAUCGUCGUUUCCGCUGCUGGUGUUUCUUUCUUGCCCGACGUAAAUUGUUACUCAUCAAGGUGCUGCAUCUUUCUCUACCUCAUUUAGGUCAAUUCCGUUUCCAUGCUGCAUCUCCUGCCUUAGGUAAGGUACGGUGCCAUAAUGUACCUUAUUCCAAGGGAAGGUAUGGAUACCUGUCAGGCUAUCAGGUCAUCCAAGUUCUCCAGCGGUUUGGACUCUCCCUUUUCGUCUCAGACUGACAGCCGAGAAUUCCGCAUGCCCGGCCGUUGCCCACGUUGUCUCCUUCCAUGAGGUUGUGUCCUCGUCUCCGUACCUCCGUACCGCCCGCCGUACCU